Messenger RNA from Lemur catta (Ring-tailed lemur), 2093 nucleotides. It is a transcript of the gene TRIT1, whose product is annotated as tRNA isopentenyltransferase 1. Gene Ontology annotation, biological process: tRNA modification. The transcript has 11 exons. Lineage: Eukaryota; Metazoa; Chordata; Mammalia; Primates; Lemuridae. Bases 5 to 1408 code for a protein of 467 amino acids. The record is from RefSeq and is a predicted model, not a curated record. Gene Ontology annotation, cellular component: mitochondrion. Gene Ontology annotation, molecular function: tRNA dimethylallyltransferase activity; ATP binding.
UAAGAUGGCGGCUGUGGCGGCUGCACGAGCAGUUCCUGUGGGCCCUGGGAUCCGGGGCCUGCGUCGGACACUGCCUCUUGUAGUGAUUCUCGGGGCCACAGGCACCGGAAAAUCCACCCUGGCGUUGCAGCUAGGCCAGCGGCUCGAUGGUGAGAUCGUCAGCGCUGACUCCAUGCAGGUCUAUGAAGGCCUUAACAUCAUCACCAACAAGGUUUCUGCCCAAGAGCAGAGAAUCUGCCGGCACCACAUGAUCAGCUUUGUGGAUCCUCUUGUGACCAAUUACACAGUGGUGGACUUCAGGAACAAAGCAACUGCUCUGAUUGAAGAUAUAUUUGCCCGAGACAAAAUUCCUAUUGUUGUGGGAGGAACCAAUUAUUACAUUGAGUCUCUGCUCUGGAAAGUUCUUGUCAAUACCAAGCCCCAGAAGAUGGGCACUGAGAAAGCAGCUGACCGGAAAGCAGAGCUUGAAAAGGAGGAUGGCCAUGCACUCCACAAACGCCUCAGCCAGGUGGACCCAGAAAUGGCCGCCAAGCUGCACCCACACGACAAGCGCAAAGUGGCCAGGAGCUUACAAGUGUUUGAAGAAACGGGAAUCUCUCACAGUGAAUUUCUUCAUCGUCAACAUGCAGAGGAAGGUGGUGGUCCCCUUGGAGGUCCUCUGAAGUUCUCUAACCCCUGCAUCCUCUGGCUUCAUGCUGACCAGACAGUUCUAGAUGAGCGCUUGGAUAAGAGGGUAGAUGACAUGCUUGCUGCUGGGCUCUUGGAGGAACUAAGAGAUUUUCACAGACGCUAUAAUCAGAAGAAUGCUUCAGAAAAUAGCCAGGACUAUCAACAUGGUAUCUUCCAAUCAAUUGGCUUCAAGGAAUUUCACGAGUACCUGAUCACUGAGGGAAAAUGCACACCAGAGACUAGUAACCAGCUUCUAAAGAAAGGUAUUGAGACUCUGAAACAAGUAACUAAGAGAUAUGCCCGGAAGCAAAACCGAUGGGUUAAAAACCGUUUUUUGAGCAGACCUGGUCCCAGUGUCCCCCCCGUAUAUGGCUUAGAGGUAUCUGAUGUCUCAAAGUGGGACGAGUCUGUUCUCGAACCUGCUCUUGGAAUCGUGCAGAGUUUCAUCCAGGGCCACAAGCCUGCAGCUGCUCCAAUAAAGAUGCCAUAUAGUGAAACUGAGAACAAGAGAAGUUAUCACAUGUGUGAUUUCUGUGAUCGAAUCAUCAUUGGGGACCGUGAAUGGGCAGCACAUACAAAAUCCAAAUCCCACUUGCACCAACUGAAGAAAAGAAGAAGGCUGGACUCAGAUGCUGUCAACACCAUAGAAAGUCAGAGUAUUUCCCCAGACCGUGACAAAGAGCUUAAAGAGAAGGGAUCCCCAGGGCAGAGUGAUCAAGAGCUGAAACCCAACAUUUAAGAGACGCGUCCAGUGGCCUUUGCAGAGGUGGCGGGGAUCCAGUUCAGGAGGGGGGGGUGUCUCUGUCUCCCUGUCUGGACUGAGGAGUGCUGUGCAGAAAGCUCCCAGCGUUUUCUUUCAUUCAGUGGCACGGGCACGGUUUUAUAGCCUCGUGUUCUCUCUAAUGGAACCAGCAGGUCUUGUCAGCUCCUUGUGUGGCUGAUGUGUCUGGUAAUGAUGUAGUUCAGAAAGGGAUUUUUUUUCUUUGAACCUUAAAGCUUCUAUUUUUAAAAGAGGCACAGACUGUACAGUUUUAUACGUGAGGAUCUUUUUAGUGGUGACUACUAGGAUUCACUAUAUCCCUUAAAAGAAGUUUUUAUAUCCCUGACUCUGGCUAAAAUUAUCUAAUUUCCAGAUGCUUUUGUAGAUGACUGAAGUAUUGUGAACCACAAAUUAGGAGUUCUGGAUUUGAGUGAAUGGCAGGAAUGGACCAGCUCCAGUGAGAUGAUUAAGUGAACCAACCAGUUCUUGGAAUUCCACAAAGAAGGGGAGAAUCAGCAGCCUGAGGUAGCUGUGACAAGGGCCUUGAAGACUAAAGACUUUGAAAUUUGUUGAGCUGCUCCUGUAUGAUCCUGUCACUGCUGUCUUUCUGAAUUGGGAAGUCUAUAUUUGUAUUGAAAGGUAAAUAAAGAAAAAGUUUGCAAGA